Drosophila takahashii is the source of this 1473-nucleotide messenger RNA. Its product is annotated as retinoblastoma family protein-like. Lineage: Eukaryota; Metazoa; Arthropoda; Insecta; Diptera; Drosophilidae. Gene Ontology annotation, molecular function: RNA polymerase II transcription regulatory region sequence-specific DNA binding. The record is from RefSeq and is a predicted model, not a curated record. Gene Ontology annotation, biological process: regulation of transcription by RNA polymerase II; negative regulation of G1/S transition of mitotic cell cycle; cell differentiation. Gene Ontology annotation, cellular component: chromatin; nucleus; transcription regulator complex.
GUUGUCGGAGACGACACCAACAUGCGGGAGAUCAUCAAGGAGGGAAUGCUGGACAUAAACAUGGCCAACCUGAAUCGCAAGUACACCAAUCACAUAGCCGACAUCAGUGAGAUGGACGAGCGGGUGCUGCUCUGCUGUCCGUUGGCCAGGGAUCGCAAAAAGGAGUCGCAUCCCAGCCCACUGCCCGCCUUGUGCUCCUUUUCCCCUUCACACAGGAAACUUCUGGCCCAAGAUCUUCCCCAAAACCUGGCCGCCUGCAUAGUAAAAGGCUUGCAGAAGGAGGAAGAUGGGGAGAAGGCUAUUAAAUAUGUAGAUGACACCUUGCAAAAGAUGGAGAGGACUUUCACCAGUGCGAGUGCCGCCAAAAACUUGGAUGCCAAGGCGGCCGCUAAGCGUUUCCAUCUGGCCAGAGGUCUCUAUUACAAAUUUCUGCUCAAGUUUCUUUCCUCGGAGAUGGUUAAAAAGCCGCAGCUUAAGAUUGGUCAGUUGCUGAAGCAGCGCACGCUAACCCAAAGCCUUUUGGCCUGCUGUCUGGAGGUCUCUCUCCACGUUCACGAUGAGCAAGUGGAUAACUUAAAGUUUCCCUUUGUGCUGGACUGCUACUUGCUGGAUGCCUACGAUUUUCAGAAGAUCCUGGAGCUGGUGGUGCGCCACGAUAAUGGUUUUUUGGGUAGAGAGCUUAUCAAACACCUGCAUCUCGUGGAGGACAAGUGCCUGGAGUCGCUGAUUUUCCGCAAGACCUCGCAGUUGUGGUGGAACCUAAAGCAGAGGAUGCCCGCCUACCAGGAUGUGCAGAUGUCGGAGGCGGAGGGCAAGGAGAACUCCUCGACGGGAGCGGGCAUCUGCCUGCGAAAGUUCUACGGUUUGGCCAACAGGAGAUUGCUGCUUCUCUGCCAGAGCCUCUGCCUGGUGGAUGCCUUCCCGAACAUCUGGCACUUAGCAGAACACUCCUUCACCCUGGAUGGUGGCCGAAUGCUGCGUAAUCGCCACCUGGACCAACUGCUCCUGUGUGCCAUCCAUCUUCAUGUGCGGCUGGAGAAGCUGCGCCUCACCUUUAGCCUGAUUAUCCAGCACUAUCGCCGGCAGCCCUUCUUCCAGAGAAACGUCUACCGGGAGGUCGAUCUGGGCAAUGGCCAGUCGGCGGAUAUCAUCCGUUUCUACAACAGCGUGUAUGUGAAGAGCAUGGGCAGCUACGGUCGUCAUCUGGACUGCGAACAAUCGCGGAAGUCACAAAAACCGUUGGGUAUUUUAAAGGAUAUCCCACUCAACGAGCGCUCCUUGGGAUCGAAUAUAAUUAUAUCCGCGACACCCCCGCCAAAGGUGUGCAAAAAUGGCUCCUGCUCCAGUCUUCCACCGCCCCAUGCAUCCCCCCCGCCCACGCAGAUCUCGCCCAGCAUGAAACGCGCCGCUUCGAGCAGCGAACUGAGAGAGGUCAAGCGUCCCAACAUCCUGCGCCGCACCAGCUUUCAGUGA